UAAGAGAAAUUUUGUUUUUUUGUUUUUUUUUUUCCGUUGGACAGACAUGUUAUGAGUCCCUCCGCGGAGUCCCACUCCACCGCCAUCUUUGGCGUCAUUACAACUGUUCUUCGCCGGAAACCUAACAACUCUCAUCACUCUCUGAAAAUCGUGCCGCAGCUUGAAAAAGCUCCUCUCCAGUGCCAACCAAGGUUUUCUCUUUCCACUGGGAACCUAUAACAGCAUUGCAAGUUCGUUGAUCAUUGCGCUUUUUUUCAGCACAGGUUUCAUCCUCACAAACCAUUUUUCGUUUCUGCAAUCACCGCCGAACUCACUUUUUAGACUAUGCCAUAUUCUGAAUUUUGGAGGCAAAGUUAGUCCUAUCACUGUUGUCGCUGGCACAAAUUUUCUGAUUCACUAGGUUUUAGGGUUAUAGUAAAAACUAUUUCAAUUCUCUAUUAAUACUAACAGUUCAGGCUAAUCCAUUGUAGCAGCAUUGACAUUGUGAAUUUGUGACUCAACAGAGUGAAUAUAUGACCUAUUGGCUUUAGGUUAGGUAAUCUUUAAACUCCUUGUGUCCCUUAACUUUUACUGCAUUUGGUCUCAAAUGCGAUGGACAUAACAUCCUAACCAAAUAAAAGGAAAAAAUAAAUAUAAAAAUAAAGGAAUGGCCAAUGAUUAGGUGCAAAAUUGUAUAUUGUGUAUUGACCUACCCAGAGAAACUUCUACUUUUAGUGUUAUUUUCUGUAGGUUCGCACUCUUGCAUUUUCGGUGUUGUGGGAUUGAUUGGACGGGGAUAGAGCUAUUUCUAUCCCAUGUUCUAAUGGUUACCCAAUACAACCAUUGCUCAGAUGGAUCCGCAUGCUGAAGAGUUGCCUCCUCAGUACAUACAUAUAAGUCAGAAUGAAUUCUUUUUGCGAAGACAUAAGAAGCAGAAGGAAGAGGAUAUCGCUGUAUGUGAAUGCAGAUAUGAUGCUGAUGACCCUGAUAGUCCAUGUGGGGAUAGCUGUCUGAAUGUAUUAACCAGCACUGAAUGCACCCCUGGUUAUUGCCCUUGUGGUAUCUUAUGCAAAAAUCAGAAAUUUCAGAAGUGCGAAUAUGCUAAAACAAAGUUGUUUAAAACUGAAGGUCGUGGGUGGGGCCUUUUGGCUGAUGAAAACAUCAAGGCAGGACAAUUUCUCAUUGAAUACUGUGGAGAAGUAAUAUCAUGGAAAGAAGCCAAACGUAGAUCCCAGGCUUAUGAAAUUCAAGGUCUUAAGGAUGCAUUUAUCAUUUGCCUUAAUGCUUCUGAAUCCAUUGAUGCAACCAGAAAAGGAAGCCUUGCCAGAUUUAUAAAUCAUUCAUGUCAACCAAACUGUGAGACAAGAAAAUGGAAUGUGUUGGGAGAAAUACGAGUUGGAAUAUUUGCAAAACAUGAUAUUCCUAUUGGAACUGAAUUGGCAUAUGACUAUAAUUUUGAAUGGUUUGGAGGUGCGAAGGUUCGCUGCCUUUGUGGUGCACUCAAAUGUUCUGGAUUCCUUGGAGCAAAAUCUCGUGGUUUUCAGGAGGAUACUUAUCUAUGGGAAGAUGAUGAUGACAGGUACUCUGUUGAGAAAAUUCCUAUAUAUGACUCUGCAGAAGAUGAACCACUGUCAAACGUUAAUGGACAAACUGAACAUUCUUUGGAUGUUAUACUUAAAGCUGAGCAACUACCGGAGCCCACUGCUUUUCAUGUUCAGCAACUUGAUUUAGUUCAGAUGAAAGGUUUAGAUGUCAAGAAGAUUAAAACUGAUGUUGAUGAGGAUAUGAACUUGUACUCCCAGGAUACUGAACAGGCCCUUUCACAAAAGAAUGCAAUGAUAUCACGUGUCCGAAGUAAUACAGAAGGCAGAAACUAUCGCAUUGGACCUAGGUCCAUAUCUACCAAAAGAGCAAAGGCUUGUAAUGCUGGAAGGUUUAAAAAUCUCAUACAAAAGAAAAUUGAUGCAAAGUUUGCAGCUGGCCUCUUGGCAUCCAAGGAAGCACAAGAGGAGAUUUUGAAUAAUGAGAAAAGAAAGGAUGACGCUACUGCUGCUCUUGAUUCCUUAUAUGAUGAAAUACGGCCUGCCAUUGAAGAACACGAGAGGGAUAGCCAAGACAGUGUAUCUACGACUGUAGCAGAGAAGUGGAUACAAGCUUGCUGCCUGAAAUUGAAGGCGGAGUUUGACCUUUACUCGUCAAUUGUCAAAAAUGUUGCUUGCACUGCUCAAAAGACUCCUAGCCAAGCAAAACCUACUGAAGUAGAUAUCGAAAAUGAAAUUAAGCUUUUGACAGGUUGAAAUUCUUUUCACAUUUUUUCCCCAUCUUUAAUCUGUAAUCUACAAUUUCAUCAAAUAUAUAUGGGCAACUGAGGAAACUUAUUUUUUUGAAAUUCAUGAAAUGAAGGAACCAAGAGGGCGAGAAAA
Messenger RNA from Abrus precatorius (Indian licorice), 2402 nucleotides. Its product is annotated as histone-lysine N-methyltransferase ASHH1. Gene Ontology annotation, molecular function: histone H3K36 methyltransferase activity; protein binding. Gene Ontology annotation, biological process: regulation of DNA-templated transcription. The record is from RefSeq and is a predicted model, not a curated record. The transcript has 11 exons. Gene Ontology annotation, cellular component: chromatin; nucleus. The coding region runs from base 831 to 2276 and encodes 481 amino acids. NCBI's taxonomy places the organism in Eukaryota, Viridiplantae, Streptophyta, Magnoliopsida, Fabales, Fabaceae.